Pisolithus orientalis is the source of this 459-nucleotide messenger RNA. Its product is annotated as C2 domain-containing protein. The transcript is spliced from 2 exons. The record is from RefSeq and is a predicted model, not a curated record. Lineage: Eukaryota; Fungi; Basidiomycota; Agaricomycetes; Boletales; Pisolithaceae. The annotation marks the transcript as partial.
AUGUCCCAGCCGAAAGAAAUCGGCACCCUCGUCGUCGUGGUACUGAAGGCGCGGCACCUCCACCAACCUUCAUUUUUCAAGCAAGACCCCUAUGCCCAGGUGACUCUCUGCGGUCGGACGGAAAAGACCAACGUCGCUCCGAAAGGCGGUCAGCACCCGGAAUGGGACGAUGAAUUCCGGUUCCCUGUCUAUGCCGAUCCUGGGAAGGAUAGAGCAAACAGAACGUUGGAGGUGGCUUGCUACAAGCAGGAGUCCAAGGCGGAGGAUGUGCUUCUCGGGAAGGGCACGGUGGAUAUCGAGGAAACACUCAAAACUGGCGAGUUUGAUGAUUGGGUCCAAUUAGAAACGUCAGCCGGGGCGAGAGGCGAAUUAUAUCUCGAGAUGACGUUCUACGCAAAUUCACCACCACCACCCACCCGUCGUCCAACUAAGCUUACACCUGACCGGCUAACGAGACCA